Terrapene triunguis (Three-toed box turtle) is the source of this 2016-nucleotide messenger RNA. RefSeq names its product CDC42 effector protein 2 (gene CDC42EP2). The record is from RefSeq and is a predicted model, not a curated record. NCBI's taxonomy places the organism in Eukaryota, Metazoa, Chordata, Testudines, Emydidae. The transcript is spliced from 2 exons. Bases 726 to 1445 code for a protein of 239 amino acids.
UCAAGAAGGCGCAGGGUGGGGAACAAGGGAAGGAAGAACCCGCUGCUGCUCACUCAGUUGCUGGCUGCACCUCGGAGCAGGAGCCUCACUGCCACCAGCAUCCGGGACGAAGGUGUUUGACUGGAAAUGUUGUAAAACCUGGAUUAUGAAUGGCAAAGUCAGGGAAUGGAAGUUCAUACUCCUCUGCUGAGUUGACAAGUUUCAUCUUCAAGAAAAUUUAGAACAGAACAAAUUGACUUGUGAAGCUGUGUGCUCCUAAUCUCAGCCUCCACUGGGAACAUGUCACUAGUCCAACUUCUUAACACGUCUCCAUUCAGCCUCAUCAAAUAUGAAUCACCCUGGAUUUAAUACAUUUUGUUGAUUCCGACUUUAAGAGUUUAAGCUUAUUUUUCUAAGACAACAGAUUUACUGAUGAACUCUCAAAAGACAUCACAAGUUGAAUUACUUGGGGUCAUUUUGUUAUCUGUGACGUAUCCAACAAACUUUAGAAAGAGAAACUGUGAGUGGCUGGAAUUAAUUCCCUGAAGCAUGUUGACAGUGAGAACUUUUCUCCUACAUGUUACUACUCCAUUUCCAAACAUCUCUUUAUAAAAAAUGGCAGAAAACAUUUAGAUUAUUUUUAAACCUGUUUUUUAGGAUCCAAAAAGAUACCCUCAUCUGAGGGAUUAUUUUGAUGGACUUUGCCAGGCCAGCUCUGAAUAGUAAAGUCUUUAGUAAUCGGCAAGAUGUCCACUAAGGUCCCAAUCUACCUGAAAAGAGGCAGUAGGAAGGGCAAGAAGGAAAAACUCCGAGAUAUCCUUUCUUCUGAUAUGAUCAGCCCCCCCUUGGGAGACUUCAGACACACUAUUCACAUAGGGAGUGGUGGGGAGAAUGAUAUGUUUGGGGAUAUUUCUUUCUUGCAAGGGAAAUUCCACCUUCUACCAAGGACUGAAGGUAGCCUAGAUUCUGACAGGGGCAGCCACUGUGGAGUGCCAUUUGAGUUCUCAAGGACUGCUACUAUCUCUGGUCAUGAGCAACCAUUUUCUGAAGCUCCCUCGCCACUCUUAAAGAAUGCCAUCUCACUGCCUGUCAUUGGGGGUCCACAGGCUCUAAUGUUGCCCUCUACCCAGGCCCCACCAAAGCCACCAAGGCUGCACCUUGAUGAUAAAGUUCAACCAGCUCUGCAAGGCAAGGAAGCUGUGGCAGAACUGACUUCAUCCAAGGACAGCAGGACUUCUGAACCUAUCCCUCAUCUCUGCAGCCCCAAUGAGCUGUUUGCCAUCCCUCAGAAUGGGUUUGUUGAAGAGAAAAAUAAGAAUGAGUCCUUUAUGUCCCAUGCUGGUUCCCUGCUCUCCCUCCAUGUGGAUCUGGGGCCUUCUAUCUUGGAGGAUGUCCUUCAGGUCAUGGAUAAACACCAAGCUGGGAAAGUGAUACAAGAUUCUGGCAGGCAAGAAAUCCUGACAUGAAAACUAAAGGGACUUCCGUGGGGAAAGACUUUAAAAUGUAGAGUUUUGUAGAUAAGAAUUUUUCCCCCAAUGUGGAAUAUGGUUAACUGGGCCAGCUUGAAUUAGUGAAUUUUAUCCUGUGUGGAAUCCCAAUUGCGCAUCUUAUAGUAAUAGGGUAUUAAGCUUUUAGGAGUGUGUUGCUUACUUUCACCAAUGCCCAUCAUACUGACGUUUUUUUUUAUGUUGCUUUCUGCAGGCCUUUGAAUGCUGCUCAGUACUGAAAAAUGUAUGAAACUAAGAUAAGUUCAGUAGCAGCAAUAAAUUGCCACUUAGCAAUAAGACCUCUAACUUUACUGAUAUGAAUAAAUUUUAAGGGAUAUGACAUUUUUUUAAAAGGACUGUGUCAUUUUAAACUAUUUGUAGUGGGUGUGGUGUGAAUAAUGCUGUGGAAUAUCAAGAGUUUAAUUCAAAAGGAUCCUGGUUCAGAUUGAGAGACUAUUUUACACAGAACUUUGUUAAAGUAGAGCCUGUGAGAGAUGCCAUAUUGCUGAGGUCCUUGUUAAAGGAAAAAAAGAUGUAGACUGGAAUAUAA